This is a messenger RNA of Schistocerca piceifrons (Central American locust), 5619 nucleotides long. RefSeq names its product protein N-terminal glutamine amidohydrolase (gene tun). NCBI's taxonomy places the organism in Eukaryota, Metazoa, Arthropoda, Insecta, Orthoptera, Acrididae. The record is from RefSeq and is a predicted model, not a curated record. Gene Ontology annotation, molecular function: protein-N-terminal glutamine amidohydrolase activity; protein-N-terminal asparagine amidohydrolase activity. Gene Ontology annotation, cellular component: nucleus; cytosol. The transcript has 6 exons. The coding region runs from base 136 to 798 and encodes 220 amino acids.
GCUCAAAGUAGAUGCAGACGCAUAAAUCGGACGCUUAGUAGAGACGCUAGAACGCGUUAGAAUGAUCUGGUAUACAAGUUAGCCUGAUAUUUCUCAUGUAGCUUUUGUAGGAAACUUCAAGCACGGGGGACUAUAAUGGCAGAAAAGGUGUCCAAUGCAGCCCGAGUCCAGAGACAGGAUACCGGAGUGGUGACAAGUUCAACGAAAAAACCACUUCUGAAUUUAUUUCCGCAACGGUCCGACUGUAAAUAUACACCCAGCUACUGUGAAGAAAAUGUGUGGCAUUUAUGUCAUGCUGUAAGUAAUCACCAUCCUAAGGAACUCCAGCACUGUUAUGUAGUAUUUGUGUCGAACGACCACCGUACUGUCCCAUUAUGGAGGCAGAAAGCCGGGCAUGAAGAAGAAAAACUUGUCAUAUGGGAUUAUCAUGUACUCUUCCUGUACACUCCAGAUGACCGUUGUUUGGUAUAUGAUUUAGAUUCGGAGUUACCAUUUCCGACUUACUUCCACAAAUAUGUUACAGAAACAUUCCGCACAGAUCAUAUUCUCAAGCCUGACUACUUCAGGUAUUUUCGUGUUGUGCCAGCACCAGUAUUUUUGCAACACUUUGCAUCAGACAGAAGACACAUGAAACGUUUGGAUGGUGCUUGGUUGAAGGCUCCACCUGACUAUCCCCCUAUCACAACUCCUUCUUGUUCUCACAAUCUUGAAGAAUUUAUUAAUAUGGAUCCAACAAAGGGUCAUGGAGAAGUCAUGAAUCUUACACAACUUGUUCGCAAGUUCUAUCAACAGACAUAGACUUAUGCUACAACCUCCAGAUUUGUAAUAAAUUCUGAAAGAUGAUUUCUUGCAUGUAAUUCCAAGUCACAUAUGUAUCAGAAAUCACUGCGAAAUACUGUAAAUUUUAAGCUUGUACCAGGUGCAUAUAGUUGAUUAUUACAACUCUAACCUGUCCAUUUACAAAGGUAAUGAGGACAUAUCGAUAAGUGCCCAGAAUCAAACUCAAAACAGUUUUUAUCAGAAUUUUGUUGUUGCAGUAAAAAAUCUUUUGUCCAUAAAUAGCUUUGUCCAUCAUAACCACAACCACAUCAUAUAACUGAAAAAUACGAGAGGCAGCAGUUGGUGUUUUGUAGUUGUACAUAGUCUAUAGAUUUUGUUAUGAACAAGUGUUAGUGUAUCUGUAAUGUAAAUUUAUAGUGAGCUUCUCUUUCUAUCUUUAUUUAUAAUUUUGAGUGUUACUAGCAUUUAAUAUUUUUCUCUUCAUCUAAUAUAUUUACUAACAAAUUUUGUGAAGUUGUACUGAAAGGAGAAGGUAUAGCUUUCAAAGAAUAAGUAAAGGUUGCUACAAAACUGUGUAUUAUGUUUUGGUGUUAUGUUUCAGCAGUUUUGAGGUGAGAUUGACUUUACUUACUCUGCUUUGUGGUUGUCAUUCAGAGUAAACUUAGAUAUUUUGUGAUCAUUAGUCAUUUUGUAGUUCCUAUGUAAAAGUGUAAUUGCAAAUAACCUUUUAUUGUCCUUGGUAACAUUGCAUCAAUUAGAGAAGUAAGCUCCAAUUUGUGGUAGACAAACCUUAUCUAAUCUUGCGAUGUAUUAAUUCCAUGGAAACAUCUUAAUUGCUAAAAACAUUAUUUAUGACACAUUUCGGGUAGUCAUCAUCAGACAAAAUAUGCUUAAGAAAGCUCAUACAAGUGAUCAGUACAAGAAAAACAUACAAUCUCUGUGCAAUUGCCAUUUGACGUAUUUGCAAAAGAUGUUGUGUCUCCAUAUAACAUCUUUUGCAAAUACGCCUAACAGCAAUUGUACACGAGAUUGUACAAUUUUCGUGUAUUGCUCAGUUGCUUGAACUUUCCUAAACAUAUGUUAUCUGAUGAUGAUUACUCGACCACUUAAUAAAUAAAGUUUUUAGCGAUCAAGACAUUUUCAUGGAAUUAAUACACAUCAAGUCCAGAUGGUUGCAUAUCUUACAAAUUGAAGACCUUACCUACUCUUUGGAAAAUUGGAAUGUGGGAAGAUGGUAAAAUGAUUCGUGAAGUGUGACAAAAUUCUUUUGGCUGCAAAAGGUGGUUUGCUAUAUCUCUUGAAAUUUUUCUGUAACUAACUUUUGUAUUAAUUUUUAGGGUUUUACAUAUACUUGAUGUGUUAGUUAACAGUUCUGAUAAAGAAUGGCAGUGAUCCACGUAAAAUACCUUUAACUAGUAAUUGGUCGCUUUCUUCUGGCGUUAUAGAGAAGUUGCUGUAAAUAUUGUAAUUUUCUUUCACUAACUAACCUUUCCUCUAAUUUUCUGAUUUUUAACUUCCAGUUGAUACGUUAGUUAAAACAUAAUGGCAUAGUAUAGGGGAAGUGAGUCAUUAGUCCAUUUUGUUGAUAAACAGAUGGCAAGAGGUUCAGUGAGUAAUAACAUUACACCAUUUUGUUGAAGGACAAAUGGCAUGUAAUACUCCAUUAGGCACUAAAUGCCUUUUGGACUUGUAGGGUAGUUUGCUAUAUGUAUGUUACUCUUCUUUCACUAACCAAUCUUUCUUCUAAUUUUAUGAUUUUUCUUUUUUAGUUGAUAUGUUAACUAACAGAUAAUGAUAUAGUACAGGGGAAGUGAGUCAUAAGCCCAUCUUGUUGCUCAAUAGAUGGCAAAAGGAGUAAAGAGCAAUAAUAUUACAUCAUUUUGUUGAUGGAGAAAUGCCAUGUAAUAUCCCUUUAGGCAAUAAAUGCCUCCUGGUCUUAUAGGGUAGUGUGGCUGUAUGUGUUGUAUUUGUCUUUCACUUUUCCGCCUUUCGCUUUUAUUUAAUAUCUUAGUAGACACAUUCUGACAAAGUAUAAGGAAAGUGAGCUGUAAGACCAAAUUUUGUGAUAUCCCUGCUUAUAUGUGUAACAAACUUAUUUGUUUGGUGAUAUGUUUCGCAGUUACUAUGUAUUAAGAUUUCCCUUUAAUAUUGCGCUGUUUAAUGUUGCUGCCCUGCACUGAUGGUAACCAUUAGAAACUUAUUUUAAUUUUCUAGUUUCACAAUAAUUUUUAUCAUUGUGAUCUGUGGUUACUUGUCCAUAAGCAGUUUUCUUAAAGACUACUCAUUAGUUGUUUUGUCAAUGUCAAAUGGCAAUCCCUGAAAGUUGUUUCCUUCUUCAAAAUUAACCAAUCGAAGGACUGCAUAAAAGUAUUGAAUUACAGUGCAGUUAAAUGCCAGACAUUUCAGUAUAAAUGUGUUAUUGUAUUGAAACAUGCAGCAGUGGAAAUGAAUGUUUACGUUAACAGCAGUUAUGAAAGUCCUUCUAUGCAGGAUAGCUGUGUGUUGGAAUUAAAAGAGAAAAAGAGAGUGGAGCUGUAGGACCUGGUUGGUGUUGUGGUUAUGGUGGUGGCCUGGGAUAAAUGACCUGCUGUUAUGAAAGAGAUUACCUAUUUCUCUGCUACCUCCCUUCUUCUUCUUCUUCUUCUUCUCUCUCUCUCUCUCUCUCUCUCUCUCUCAUUUUUUUUUUCUUUUUUAAAUACCUACUGUACUUCUGAUUUGUUGAGAUUUAUUGAGAUUUAUUCAAAGGUAAUUUUAGUUUCUUCUUGUGUUUACGUUGCACAUGACAUUGUGUGAAAUAAAUUGACAAUAUUUGUAGUCUAGUUUAAUGUGUUGUUCUUUAAUUGUUAAAUUAUUUUUAAUGUUAUCAAUGUUUAUGAAAGAAGCAGUAAAAUUACAUUAGUCUAACAGUCUUUUAUUUUCGGUAAAAAGGUGGAAAAGGAAAAGGUAAUCUGUAUAGGAGUUUCAUUUUUAAGUGUUUUGAGUUUGAUCAGUGGUAUUGAGGACAUUGUAAUUCUCCUAAGGAACGCGUACUUUUUCUAAAAAAGAAAAUAAAACAUUACCCCACUUAGCUUGCUUAUCAAUAAAAUCAUACUUUCCACCUUAUAUUGGUGUGCUUUUUUGUGAUCAGUCUUUUUUUUAACUAAGACACAUUUUUGUGAUUUGUACAAAACUUCUUAAAACUUAUAUACAGUAUUUUGAAAUUACAUUUUAUACAAAGUUUUAAACAUCUUACUAUAAAAAUAUGUAAUCCAUACAGUUUUUGAAACCUCAGAAUUUGUUAUUGUUUAAUAAUGGUUUCAAUAUUUUUUCCAUGUAUAAGUAAAUGUAAGGAUCAAUAAACUAAAAUUAUAAGGGAUUGCACUAUCCUUAUAGCACUUUCUGACAUACCAUGCUUACUUUGUGGUUCCUCUAUGUGUGGUUAGUUAAGAAUAUGUUGUAAAUAUCCCACUAUUGCUUUCAGAAGAUAGACCUUGAAGAAACUUAAUAUGAUACACUUGUAUACUGAUUGGUGUUUGGAACACAAUUUGUUUAAUACAUAUGUUCAUAAAUUGUUGUCUGCAGUAAAAUUGACUGUUGUAUCUUGAAGUAAAAUACAUAUAUACUACAUAUUCUGAACCACACGAAUAUUGCUCUGAAGUUGCCGGCAGCUACAUUCAUUUUGCAAAUGCCAAAUGCUAAUUUUUGCAAUUAGCAAAGAAAUAAACACAUCCAACAGGUUACCUUGAUAGACAAUAAAAUUCAGAAUAAGACAGUAGCUGUCAUAAAUAUUGACUAGUUGAAUGGGCAGAAAAUAAAGUUUUAAUCAUGAAAGUUUGAACAGUAAAAAGAAAUAUGUUGUGCUUAAUUCGAUUGUCUUCCUGUUGAAGAUAGCUUGCUCAAAUGUUCAGGCCUGACAGCGAUGGCCAUGUUCUUAGUAAUAAGUUACAUGCAAAGUUUGGCAUAUAUGUAUGUAGCUUAUUGCAAGGCAUUGCUUUUCAAAACAUCACUUUUAGACAAUAUUAGAAAAAUAAGUAUCCACGGUAAUGUAGUUGAAAUAAAUGGCACACUCCAAAGAACAAGUUGAAGUACCAUGUUCCUUAUUUGUGCCUAUAUUCAACGCGAUGCCUCUACCAUAUAGUGAGUGGUUAUUUUCACUCAUUCUCUUCUUCAUAUUUUACUCAACCUUUUCUAAUAUUGUAUCAUUCAUUGUAACUUCUGUGUGUAAUUGAAUUAAACAGUUCACGUAAUUUGUCACUUAAUGCCUAUAUACUGUGUAAAGAACAGUGCAUGUAUAUUAAACUUCACUGCUGUUUCACACUUAAUUAGUAGUAUGAUUCAUACAAUAAUUACAGUUGAUACAUGAGAUUUUUAAAAGGCUUGAAAAAUAAUUUGAAUACCUCAGGUGAAGGAAAGGCCAUAACAAACAGAAAUAGUGACAAAAAAAAGUAUCUAAGAAACCUCUACCUUGAGUGUUACAUUCUCAGUUCCAAACUUGCAUCUGCUAAGUGAACUGUGAUUUGUUUGUUCAUUCUUUUUUGAAAUGAUAUGUCAAGAUCAUGUUAUCGAAGGCCAGUGUAAAUUCAGUUUUUUUUCCCCCCGAACUCUGAAAUCCCACAUUAUGCAAUCAUAAGAACACGUAAUAUACUAGAAUUAUUGUGAAGAUAAUUUCCCAGCAUUAUUUCCAGAAAAUGACAACAUGUGCCUAAAUGACUGAUGUAACAAAUGGACUUGCAUUUUCUGUAAAUCUUACUUAGUAACCUACUACAUUUUUAUAAAUCUUUCUUACCAAAUUUUUUAUGAGAAAGGACAAAGUAGAUAUCAUUCCUCAAAAUGCCCCCUGCACUUAUCUAACGGAAGGAA